Sceloporus undulatus (fence lizard) is the source of this 1299-nucleotide messenger RNA. It is a transcript of the gene BAIAP2L2, whose product is annotated as BAR/IMD domain containing adaptor protein 2 like 2. The coding region runs from base 1 to 1266 and encodes 421 amino acids. Lineage: Eukaryota; Metazoa; Chordata; Lepidosauria; Squamata; Phrynosomatidae. The transcript has 14 exons. The record is from RefSeq and is a predicted model, not a curated record. Gene Ontology annotation, cellular component: cytosol; nucleoplasm. Gene Ontology annotation, biological process: positive regulation of actin filament polymerization; actin crosslink formation; plasma membrane organization.
AUGGAGCAAUCCUACAGAUCUACCAUCUCUAUCUACAAGAGUAUUCUGGAGCAGUUUAACCCAGCUCUGGAGAAUUUGGUAUACCUGGGCAACAAGUACGUGCGAGCUUUUCACGCAUUGUCAGAGGCUGCAGAUGUCUAUUUCACAGCAAUCCAAAAGAUUGGGGAACAAGCCCUACAGAGCUCUACCUCACAGAUACUGGGUGAGAUCUUGAUACAGAUGUCUGACACCCAAAUGCACUUGAACCGCAACCUGGAAGUAGUAGCCCAAACCUUCCAUAUGGACUUGCUGCAGCAUAUGGAGAAAAAUACUAAGCUGGACAUGCAGUUCAUCAAUGACAGUCGUCAGCGAUAUGAGAAGGAAUACCGACACAGAGCUGCCAACAUAGAUAAAUGCAUGUCAGAUCUCUGGAGAAUGGAGAGAAUGCGAGACAAGAAUGCCCGGGAGAUGAAGGAGAACAUGAUGCACCUGCAUACAGAGAUGCAAGCUUUUGUCAGUGAGAGUCAACAGGCUGCUGAACUGGAGGAGAAACGACGUUAUCGUUUUUUAGCUGAAAAACACCAGUUACUCUCUAAUACUUUCCUACAGUUCUACACAAGGGCCCGGGCCAUCAUUCAGAACAAGGUACCACUGUGGAAGGAGCAGCUGGAGGCCACUCGCAAUCCUGCCCAAAACUUGCUCUCCACAGCACACAGCCAGGGGCACCCAAGUGGUCGCUUGACUCCCACCCCCAUGGAGAUGCCCCAAAGGCCUUUGAGUGAUUUCAGUUCUGUAAUGGCAGGACGAAGUUUUAGCCCUUUUCUUCAGGAGACAGUAGAAACAUUGCCUUCCUCUCAGCCUGAACCAAGAAGAAGACCUCUGUCAAGAACUCCCUCUGUCGCUAUAUUGAGUGGCUGGUUUCCAGAAGCUUUUGUGAAACCACUGGUGGAGGUGAGAGACCAUGAGGAUACAGCCACAAGAACCUUCCCUCUGCGGAGCAGUCACAGUGUUAAUGACCUCCUGGAUCGAUCCAGUGCCCCACCUGCAAGCGAUCACUGGCCCAAUGCCAGUAGACCUCAGUCACCAUCACCAAGCCCUUCUUCUGCUUUGCCUGGAGCAGGCAGCCGGCGGAGCAGCACAGCUAAUGCAGCAACCACUACGGACUCUAAAAAGCCAACAGGAGUGCAGCAUCCUCCAGAACUGUUUCCCAAAGGUACCAACCCUUUUGCCACUGUCAAGCUGCGCCCAACUGUGACCAACGACCGAUCGGCACCCAUCAUCAAGUGAAAGCUGGCUAUGGAUUUGGGUGGUCGGUGGAGG